AUGACAUCAAUUAUAUUUGCAAGUCUCUUUGUAAUCGUCAUUAUUCUGCUUUAUAUCUAUUUGAAACGAAGUUACUCUACAUCGUCAGAUGAUCUACCAGGAGUGAAACCACAUAUUUUUUUUGGUAAUUUAAUUAAUUCCGGUAUAUUGACCGGUGAAUCAGCGUUUCAUGAAGUCAUGCUCGAUUAUCAACGUCGUUUUGGUGACAAAUUUCAAUAUUGGUUCGGUUCACAUCGAUGUUUAGUUUUCUGUCGAAUGGAACAUGCUCAAAUGAUAUUUGACGAUCGUCAUACUUUCGAACAAUCGCCGUUAUUUCUUCCGAACUUCGAUCUUCUUUGUCCAAAUGCUAUUACAAUGUUGACUGGCGCCAAAUGGAAACGACAUAUACGAGUUUUGUCACCGAUGUUCAAACGAGCAAAGAUUAUCGGCCGUUUGGAGACUAUUGUUGAAUGUGCUGAUCGUUUUAUUGAUCGAAAUCUUCAUUCUGACCAAGUUCAUCGAAAUUUGAUCCCCAGUUGUCAAUCAUUUACAAUCAAUGUCAUUGGAUUCAUCGGUUUUGACCACGAUUUUGAUAUUCAUGUUAAUUCACCAAUAAAAAAAGCUUUUGAAGAUUUUAUGUACCAUGCCGUAUUGCUUAUGAUGACACCUUGGGUGCCUCGAUGGCUAGGCAAAAUCUAUUUGAAAUGUAAUUGGAAAUAUCGGCGAGCUUAUCGACUGAUUCAUGAAUUUGCCGAAAAACUUGUUGAAGAAGAACAAAACAAACAAAGUGACAUGAAAAAUGAACGACCAAAGCAUGUGAUUGCUUCAUUGGUCUCAUCAUUGAACGAACAAGCCAACGACGAACAUCCUUCAUCCGGCAUUACACGUGCGGAGAUGUUCGAUGAAGUUUUGAUGAUGAUUCUAGCUGCUUAUGAAAACACAUCAUCCGCUCUAUUGUGGUUCAUAUUCUUCGCAAGUAAAAAUCCUCGAGUGCAACAACGAAUGAAAGACGAACUACAUGAACAUCGUCUUCUGAUGACUGAUGAUCUUACAUGCAUACCACCGCUUACACCAGACAAUUUAGCUUCACUAACCUAUUGUGAAUGUGUCACCAAAGAGGUCUUACGCUUAGCUCCUGUCGCUGAUCUUACAACCCGUAUAGCUACUCGUGACACUAUUGUUGACGAUGUGAAGAUUCAUCGUGGUCAAAUUGUUUUUAUUCCUUUACAUAACAUCCAUACGGAUGCUCGAUAUUGGCAUCAUGCUGAUCCUCGACGAUUUGUACCAGAAAGGUUUUUAGGUGAAGAUAAAAAUCACGAUCCAUUGGCGAUGAUCCCGUUUGGUGGUGGACAUCGAGCAUGUUUUGGACAAGAAUUAGCUUGGUUAGAAUUGAAAACGGUCAUCGUUCGAAUAAUGCAACGUGGUAUCACACUCGAAGAUGCAUCGGAGCAUACCGGCAGUUAUGAUGAACGUAUCACCGUCAUUCCAAACAACUUUGCAGUGCGUGUACGCAUUGAUUGA
This is a messenger RNA of Rotaria sp. Silwood2, 1500 nucleotides long. The record is from the annotation of a GenBank genome assembly. NCBI's taxonomy places the organism in Eukaryota, Metazoa, Rotifera, Eurotatoria, Philodinida, Philodinidae.